Molecule: messenger RNA, 716 nt
Organism: Choloepus didactylus (southern two-toed sloth)
Lineage: Eukaryota; Metazoa; Chordata; Mammalia; Pilosa; Megalonychidae
Gene: MED29
Product: mediator complex subunit 29
Exons: 4
Coding region: 38-640 (200 amino acids)
Biological process (GO): regulation of transcription by RNA polymerase II
Cellular component (GO): mediator complex
Molecular function (GO): transcription factor binding; transcription coregulator activity
Source: RefSeq, a predicted model, not a curated record
CGCUUGUGACGCACUUCCGGCGCGCUAAGCGAGGAAGAUGGCCGCGCCCCAGCAGCAGGCUUCAACGGCUUCUUCUGUGGCUGGUGUGUCCGGUCCGGGCUCGGCUGGCGGGCCGGGUACCCAGCAGCAACCGCAACCGCCGGCACAACUGGUGGGUCCUGCCCAGAGCGGACUCCUGCAGCAACAACAACAGGACUUCGAUCCUGUGCAACGCUAUAAGAUGCUCAUCCCGCAGCUGAAGGAGAGUCUACAGAACUUGAUGAAGGUUGCCGCCCAGAACUUGAUUCAAAACACAAACAUUGACAACGGACAAAAGAGCAGCGAUGGACCCAUACAGCGCUUUGACAAGUGCCUGGAGGAGUUCUAUGCACUCUGUGACCAGCUGGAGCUCUGCCUGCGCCUGGCACAUGAGUGCCUGUCACAGAGCUGCGACAGCGCCAAGCACUCUCCAACACUGGUGCCCACGGCCACCAAGCCCGAUGCGGUGCAGCCUGAUAGCCUGCCUUACCCACAGUACCUGGCAGUCAUCAAAGCCCAGAUUGCCUGUGCCAAGGACAUUCACACCUCCCUACUGGACUGUGCCAACAAGGUCACGGGGAAGAUACCUGCUCCACCUACAGGUCCUGGAGGCACCCUGUAAGCUGGCUUGGUGGGGAGUCGGGCAGGCUGGGGCUGUCAGAGGCUUGGGGAAUGAAGAGUGGCCUGAGCAAAAGCAA